Molecule: messenger RNA, 1619 nt
Organism: Magallana angulata
Lineage: Eukaryota; Metazoa; Mollusca; Bivalvia; Ostreida; Ostreidae
Product: tetraspanin-1-like
Exons: 9
Coding region: 187-1074 (295 amino acids)
Cellular component (GO): membrane
Source: RefSeq, a predicted model, not a curated record
CUGAAUUUUUCAUCGAUCUUUACGGUAUGAAGUCUCUUUAAACUCCCCCAAUAGAACGCCUUGCCGAUCCACUGUUUGAACGUCGUGGCGAAAUACAGGCUCUUGAAACCCGUGACUUUAAAAUCGGUCCCUUUUCUGAAGGAAUAAACACUGAACGGGUGCGCUGACACGACAAAGAAGAAAGCCAUGGGUUGUUUAGUAGGGUUAGGGAGGAUAUUGAUAGUCAUUAUCAACAUCAUAUUUCUGAUACUUGGUUUAGUGUUCUUUGCCCUGGGACUCGUCUGUCUCGUGGGAGAGUCUAUGCUGAAACCUUACUACCAGAGUGUACUGGAUACACUCAAAGCUCAGCUCGAGUCCAACAACUUUGGUACCAUUGACCUCUCGUCCUUCAACAUCAGCGCCCUGAUCGGGGGCCUGGGCUACUUCUUCGUGGGUCUGGGCCUCUUCCUGCUGAUCAUCACCAUUCUGGGUUGUUGCGGGGCCUGUUGUAAGGUCAAGUACAUGCUGAUCACGUAUGCUGUCAUCGUCAUCGUCAUUCUCGCCGGAGAAAUCGUCUUCAUGGGGAUUCUGUAUGGGUCACCAGACACGAUAAAGGACGAGAUGAAGGGCCCUCUAAAGGCAUCUAUUCAAAGUGAUUACAUGGGAUUUAAUGGCACCAACAUUGUUAGUCUAGGCUGGAAUUUCGCUCACAGACAGUUUUCGUGCUGUGGAGUAGACAGUUACAACGAUUUCACGGGCGGAGUCAAAUGGAACACAAACUACGGUGGCGGGCUGAAGGCCCCGAUCACGUGCUGUAUCACAAUACCUGACUCAGGCACGCCUACCUGUGCCGAGACACCCUCUGACAUAUACACAAAGGGGUGCUUUGAUGAAGUCUACAACAUGUUGCUGGGUAACGUGUCCCUGGUGGCUGGCUCCAUCGCUGGAUGCGGUUGCUUUCAGCUUGUUUUGAUCAUCUUUGCAUUGAUAAUUUUCUGCGACGCCCGACAAUCAUCAAAAGUCAAUCCGAAACAGUAUGAGCGGAACGGGACUUUCAACAAUCCCCCGCCACCAACUCCCUCAGCACCAUCCUAAAACAUACGCAACUUUAUAAACACAAAACGCAAAACUCACAGGAUGCAACUCAGCGCGUUUAGUCAACAGAAUGUUAACUGAAAGGACUGGAAUGGUUACUGAAUAACACAACAACAGUCAGCUUUCAGUCACAUUUCUGUCAUAUUUCAGUUGACUAAAUUGUAGAGUUUCAUCAUGUGACUGGAAUAUACUAGUCACGAAGUAACCACAAUAAACAAGACAGUUUCCGUCCAUUUAUUUAUUAUUAAAGUAAAAAAAAAAUUCAACGAUUUGGAUAACCAUACAGAGGGAAUUUAUUUUCAGGAAAACUAUAGAGAAUUACAGAGACUUCUGUGUUUGUUUGUGACUGUACUGUUAUUAUACUAUUUUGAUAUAUAUUUGCCAGUCAUUUAUCGUCUGCUGAGCAGAAAUUGUUGUAUCCUGUUGAAUUAUUAUGUUUGCAUCUUUUGACCAUUAUCUUGUAUUUAUUUUUGGUAACAUGAAUAAUGAGGGUCCAAUGAUCUGAAAAUGUUAAUCUGUUUAUGCAAUAAAUUGUUUUUUUUACA